Molecule: messenger RNA, 1838 nt
Organism: Ilex paraguariensis (yerba mate)
Lineage: Eukaryota; Viridiplantae; Streptophyta; Magnoliopsida; Aquifoliales; Aquifoliaceae
Source: the annotation of a GenBank genome assembly
UACUAAAACUAGUUUCUCGCAGCUCAGACUAGAGUAGCGAGUAAGUACAACCCCACCACUCUCAAGCAGGAGAAAAUUCACUUGAGAGAGACACAAGGGUUAAGGUCUGACUCGUUUCGGUCAUGUUUCAGCCUAACAACCAGGCGUUAGGCAUCCAAGAUUUACUGCCUAUGACGGAUGGGGGUCAGAAUAAUUCCUUUAUGGUCGGAAGAGAUGAGAUGCAAAACGGAGCACUUUGUAUGGAACAAUCGGUCUUUGAUAAUUCUAAGAAACUUCAGGCUGAUCUUCAAACGCUUGGCCUAAGAGUUAAACAGCACGAAGACAAUAUAAAAUUCUUAAAGAGUCAGAAACACAGCAUGGAUGACUCAAUUCUGGAUAUGCAAGUUGCUCUUGGCAAGCAUCACUCAUCAAGUUUGUCCAUGACCGAAAACGAGGACCUGUCACACUUACACAGGGAAGAGGAGAUAGUGGAACAUAUUUUACGGCAUGAGAAAUCUGCAGCUGGCAUUUUGUGCAAGCUAAACACUCCUCAUGAAACUCUGACUUCUGAUAUUACGCUGACAAAGGAUGUGCUUGGGAUUGUUGCUACACUUGGCAGAGUAGAUGAUGUUAACCUUAGCAGGCUGCUCUCAGAGUACUUGGGGAUGGAAACUAUGUUGGCAGUUGUCUGCAAGACCUACAGUGGUGUUAAAGCACUAGAAACGUAUGAGAAAGAUGGGUCUAUAGUUACUGGUCUUGGCCUUCAUGGACUUGGAGCUUCUAUUGGGAGGCCAUUGGGUGGCCGAUUUCUUGUCAUUUGUCUUGAACACCUUAGACCAUAUGUUGGGCAGUUUAUAGCUGAUGACCCACAGAGAAGGCUUGAUCUUCUAAAACCAAAAUUACCUAAUGGCGAAUCUCCACCUGGAUUUCUUGGGUUUGCUGUGAAUAUGAUUAAUGUUGAUAGCAUGAACCAAUGCUGUCUCAUGACCACUGGGCAUGGUCUUAGAGAGACUCUCUUCUACAGUCUCUUCUCACGUUUGCAAGUUUACAGAACAAGGGCAGACAUGCUAGAUGCUCUCACUUAUAUAAAAGAUGGAGCCAUAUCUUUGGAUGGUGGGAUAAUAAGGAAUACGGGUGUGUUUUCCCUGGGAAAUAAAGAAGACGUAGAUGUGAUAUUUCCGAAAAUCUCUGGGAGCUCAAAUCUACCUGAGAACUAUUUUGAAACCGAAAAUCGGAUAAAGGAGAUGCAAUGGAAAAAGGAAAGAAUUUUGGAAGAUAUGCAGAGAGAACAAGGUUUAUUGGAUCUUAUAAAGUUCAACUAUGACAUAAAGAAGCAAGAGUUUGUCAAGCUCCUUGCAAAAAGCUCGUCGAAUGACCCUCAGGUUUUAACCAUCAAUGACUCAUAACUGGUGGAAUACAGUGGUAGUAAUGACCUCAUUGAUGUAGGAACAAAUGACUUCUGUCAUUGUGUUUGUGUGGCUGGUUGCAGAAGCAACGCCUUACAGGGAAAGUCCUCUUUGGAAAUUGUUGUUUAUUCCAAUGUAGUUGGUAUCAGAGUCAGGUUCAUGGUUGGCGGGAGCAACACUAAUCCGAGGGAGUGGUGGCUUGUCUGGAGGAUAAUUUUGGUUCCCCACAACCACUGAGAUGUUGAUGAUAUCUCAGUGCAGCUUGAAAGGCUUAACAAAGCUCUUUUGUCAAUCUGUUUUGAUGUUCUAUCAUAUGAAUUCGAUUUCUCAUUGCUGAGGUGGGAAAGUGGAUGAAUAUUUGUAUUAUGUUAAAAAUCAUUAGGUUCUGUUUUUAUGUUGUAUCUCUUAUAUAUAAGUUGUAAUUCUGGACAAAGUAUUAUAAGUUGCGUUGAG